AUGCGCCCCAGCAUUCUCCGCAAUUUGGCAACAGUCACCGGCGCACCACCAGCGCGACUGACCAUCUUCCAUCCCUCCACAUCAUGGACCACCCAACUACCACGACAUAACACCCCGACUCCCCCCUCGCGAUCUUUCUCCCAAUCUCUCGCGACAACCUCCUCCUUCUUCCGCCUAACCUCCAAACCCACCACCGACACCACACACACAGUCACAGCCGCACCCGCACCCGUACCCGUAUCCCCCUUCUCUCCCGACACCGACGAUGUCCUCCCGGACUAUAGCGCCUACAAGCCCAAGCGCCAAUGGCCCCCGGACAUGUCGAAGCUCUCGCCGAAGCACCAGUUCCGGCUCGAGCGCAAGUACCGGCGCCGCGCGGCGCUGAAAUACGCGCGGCCCAAGUGGAUGAAGAUGACCAAGUUGGCGCAGUGGGGGAUUAUCGGAUUUGUUUUGAUAUAUGCGUUGUUGUUCAUGGAGUGGGAUGAGAGGGGGAGUCCGGUGGAAGAGAUUCGACGGGCGUUCUUCUCGGGUCUCAAGGAGACGUUUUCUACCCCACCGCCUCCUCGUCCGGUGAGAAGGGCGGAUGAUACUGCUCGGGAGUAG
Aspergillus clavatus NRRL 1 is the source of this 603-nucleotide messenger RNA. RefSeq lists its product as uncharacterized. The record is from RefSeq and is a predicted model, not a curated record. NCBI's taxonomy places the organism in Eukaryota, Fungi, Ascomycota, Eurotiomycetes, Eurotiales, Aspergillaceae. The coding region runs from base 1 to 603 and encodes 200 amino acids. The transcript has 4 exons.